AUGGGGGUGCCUGGGCUAUGGCAGGAGCUUGCGGCGGCCGGCAUCGACCGCACGCUCUCCGACCUGGCCUGGGAAAAGUGGAAGACAUGCCCCUCGAAGAAACAAGGCCUGCAACUCGGCAUCGAUGCGACACUCUGGAUGUACCACGCCCGCAAAGCCAAAGGAGGCAAGAACCCAGCACUGCGCUCCCUCUUUUUUCGGCUUGCGCGUCUUUUGACGUUGCCCAUCACGCCCAUUUUUGUCCUUGAUGGUGCAGAGCGCCCCAAGGUGAAGCGCGAUGCAGCUGUCUAUACGGGCGUACAUGCAAUUCAAGUCCAGUUUUGUGCAAUGCUCGACGCGUUUCAGUUUGCGCACUGGACGGCGCCUGCCGAGGCCGAGGCGGAGCUUGCGUGGAUGGACAAGGAAGGACUCAUCGAUGCCGUGCUUACCGAUGACGUUGAUGCACUGCUAUUUGGUGCUCGGAUGGUCGUGCGGAACAGUGCGUGGCACGAGCGUGAUCACGACGAAGACGACGUCGACAAGGCGGCCGUAUACGAUACUGCGCAAGGCGACUGGAGCGUAGAUAGCGACGGAAUGGUCUUGGUCGCUCUCCUCGCAGGCGCGGAUUACGAUACUCAGGGCAUGUUUCGGUGCGGAGUCAAGACGGCCAUCGGCCUCGCCCGCGCUGGAUUCGGCGCCAAGCUCCUUGCCGCAUUUCGCACGUCAUACACUCGCACAGCUGAUGCACGCAAGUCUGCUGCGGAAUGGGACAAGUUUGUCGCAGAGUGGUGCACAUCCGUGCGUGCCGAGCUUGUGUCGAAUGCAAGUGGCAUGCUGCCUCGGCGUCUGCCCAAGCUGGCGUCCGAGAUGCCGGACCUAUUUUCGACACCCGACGCGCGCCAGGUCUUGCACAGUUACGUGUGGCCCAUAACGUCGUCGACGGCGGACCGUGCGCGUGUCGAGACAGUGCUGGCCGCAGUGCCCCGUGCACAGCUGCCUGCGAUUGCGAAAUUUGCCAUGACGCACUUUCAGUGGGCACGCGACGCGAUUGCGCAGCGCAUGGAGCGCAUACUGUACCCCGGCCUACUGGUGCGUGAGCUCCAGGAGGCCGCGUAUGCACCCGCGACGCCGCAAGCAAGUCCACAGACGACGCCGCGCAAGAACAAGCAGCGCUCGCCCGUGACACAGAUCACCGACUUUUUUGCAUCGGCCAGCGCGCACUCUCCCGAGCGUGCACGGAACCGUUCGCGAAUUGUCCAGGUACAUGCAGAGCGUGCUGCUGCGUAUGGUACCGACUUACGUGUAUCGUACGACACUCAGCCGUACCUCGGCCAAAUUCAGCGUGCGCUCGAGCUAGAAGAGAGUGACGGGAGCGUGGUUCGUGCGUGGCUCCCCGAGUGUCUUUUGCUUGUUCAAGGGCCGCAAGAGCAGGCACUGGUGCGCGCGUACCGCCAGCAGCAGCAGCGAAAAGCGCUUGGAUCGCCAAGCAAGAAGCAAAAGAAGAAGGGACAGGCAAGAGCGCUGAUCGAGCACCAGUUCCGUUUCGUGUUCCUGAGCGGGUGCCUGCAGAAAGGGUGUCUCGGGCCCCUGUGCCUGCUGUGA
Malassezia japonica is the source of this 1581-nucleotide messenger RNA. RefSeq lists its product as uncharacterized. The record is from RefSeq and is a predicted model, not a curated record. Lineage: Eukaryota; Fungi; Basidiomycota; Malasseziomycetes; Malasseziales; Malasseziaceae. The transcript is spliced from 3 exons. Bases 1 to 1581 code for a protein of 526 amino acids. Gene Ontology annotation, molecular function: 5'-flap endonuclease activity.